UUACGAGGGUUUACGUACACGCUCACUGUCUUGUUCCCACACCUCAACAUUUGCUAACCCCCACUCGGCCACAUAGACGUAUGCUGUUUCGCCUUUCCGCUCCUCCUUGCGACACGGUGAACAACAACCUAAACCCCCCCUAACACCUCCAACGCCGGCGCAUUGCCCCCCGACCUCAUCCCGCAUCAGUGACCAGCCGCCCGCAUCAAUGACCAGCCACCCGCAUUCCCACUGACUCGCAAUCCCCACCCCCCCUCCCCCCCGCACGUUUUCACCGCCUCCAACACUGAGAGCCCUAACGGUUCUUCCUUCCCUUCCCCUGCCCCACGGCGUGCCACAACUAGGUGCCCACCCCUCCCACCUAUCAGCUGUCUGUUUGUCGUUGUCUGUCCUGUCGCGCCAGCCGACCUAGUCUGCCGACUUCCCUUUCCCUCUGUUCAUUUCGUCUGACGACGGGUCGGUGUCACCGACUUGAAAAUUUACGAGUACAACUCAAUAUUCCGAAGAGCCUUCACUUUCUCAUAUAUAUAUAUAUCAUAAUUAAUAUUCCCGAUCACAACCGACAGGACAACGGGCCCGUGGCUCAAUGGUAGAGCGUCAAACUCCAUGACCAAAGAUCCCGGGUUCGAAUCUCAAGUGAUCCACACUUGGGGUUGGGUUUGGCUGGCUGAUGACGGCUAAUAAGCCAGAAAUGGCCAUUCCGGUCUCCCUUGUCUUUGUCGGCUCCAUCUCAUAUAUAUAUGUAUAUGUAUAUAUGUAUAUAUAUAUAUAUAUGAAGUGAGUAAUUUCUGAAAUUGCUCAGUGCAGGACUUGAAGUUAAAUCUCCGGGACAUGACUUUUUUGGAUCAGAACCGAAAUUUUAAUGAACAUUCGAGUCGAACACAAUCAACUACUGCUGAAUAACCACGUAAUGCCCAUUCUACAAACAAGUAGUAAUACAAGAGUAUGAAAUCCGUAUGAUAAAGGUAUUAUACCGUAAUCCCGACAUAGAUACUUGCUAAAAGCUCCGACACGUGUUUCGCCGAUACUCUGCCGCUGCGUGGCACAGCUGCGAGGGGUUCGGCUCUUCAAUGGGACCCCCAGAGUUCUCUAUGCGGUUUCUGGUAUAUGAACUCCAGAGAAUAAUCAAGUGAAUAAUUUCAGAAAUUACUCAGUGCAGGACUUGGAGUUAAAUCACCGGGACAUGACUUUUUAGCGUCAGGACCGAAAUUUCAAUGUUUAUGGAGUUCAUAUACCAGAAACCUCAUAGAGGACGCUGAGGGUCCUACUGAAGAGCCGAACCCCUCGCAGCUGUGUCACGCAGCGGCAGAAUAUCGGCGAAACACGUGUUGGAGCUUUUAGCAAGUAUCUAUGUCGGGAGUACGGUAUAAUGCCUUUACCAUAUGGAUAUAUAUAUUUCACUUUUGUAUAUAAGAAGAAGAUGAUCUCCAAUUUAUAAUGAAUCGUCCUCUUCGGACUAUGUUGCCAAUUUAGCCAUUUAUUUUAUUGCUGGCUUGUGUCGUCUGUGGGGGGAUCUCAAACUAAAUAUGACUACGGCCACGCCACUAAUACGUGACAGGCCUUACAAAUCCUGAUGUUAUACGUAAGUAUGUUAACUAUCAGAAGAUGAAGAUGCGAUCACUGGGACAAGAAGUUUAUUUGCCUGACGUUUCGGAUUCUCACUCGAACCCAUCAUCAGAGACAUUCGCAGAUAGAGGUGUUAACUAUCGUAGGCGGGGCGUUCACCAAUCGGGUUGCGGAACACGGUUGUGCCGUUGCGCCCCGGCAGGAAGGAGUGCGGACAACCGCUGUGGACAUUUCCGGCUCAUUGGCCGUUACCAGCCAACCUUACCCAACCCAAAGUUGGCGAGACUUGGAGUUCGAACUCGAGAUCUUCGGUGAUGGGGCGUUAAUUCCAACGUCCUCUACCAGUGCAUCUCUCUAAAAUUCAUGUCACUAAGGCGUAAAACCACUUGCUAACUUCAUAGCCAACUUGUCCAUCUCGCAUCUAUCCACGAAUUUACGAUUUAUUGGUGCCUUAACACUGUAUUGGGCGGUUGCUUGGAGCGUUAUAAGUAGUUUGCACCUCGAAUGUGUUCGAAGAAGGACCCAUGAAUUGCUGCCGGUAUGACAGCUUAAGGUUGUGCUGCCGCAUGUUUCAGGGGGCGAUUGCGUUGUCGGCGAACUUUUCUGCAUAAAUGGCUGUCUGCCGCGUCCCAGCUGGCAGAAAGCCAGCCAAGGCGGGCGUGUAUGUGGAUAAGCUGGAAAAGAAAGACAGUCGCUUUGGGUUUCGUUGUCAUAGUAGAUGGCAAAGCACUUAGGCUGGCCGAUAUGAUCUGCCAGUUUGCAUUCAAAAGCCAUAUAAUCCCAUUAAAAAUGUCGCUUUUCCAGUUUACGGGACAGGAAUUUAGGAACUCGCACGAGAAAAUCAGUCGAAAAAGAAGUAGAUUACACGCACUUAUGUCCUGCACUUGCGAGGUAGUAGCGUAAGUGCUGUCGGCGGUCGUGACCGCUGGCCGCUUGGCCAGUUUCCGUCAUCUUAGACUUUCUCAGUCUCGGUUAGGGCCUUUCACGUCACUAAACUCAUCUGGCUAUCCUGCGCUCUCUGGCUUGCCCAUGCAGGUUGACUUUGGGUUCGCCAGCCCUGAAAUUGGCCUUCGGGUAGAAGCCCAGCCCUCAAUUCAGCGAUGACAAUGAGAAUUUGACUCAGGUUAGCAAACGUAAGAGGAGAUCCGAGUAGAUAAUCUGAGAAAUGUGAAGGAUUCACUGGGUCAGUGGAGAAUUAAGUGACUGACAUUUUAGAGGCCUUAGUCGGUUCUCCAUUAUAAAAGCGCUUUGAAUAAACGGCCGAAUUCGUUGGCCUUGGGCCGAUCUAUUUUUUUCUUUUUUCGCUGCCUUGGCCUUCUGGUCGUUGUCUGUGAAUGUAGGCAGCCUUCUGCAUUGCGUGUCGUCACCUCAACGGGGGUCUGUUGCACCUGUGCUCCUCAUUUGGGUGAAUUAGUCGACGAGCCGUGUUCGCCUGGUAUUUUUAGACUCCAUGUGACCCUCUGGUCCUGGUCGUGGCGUAUGUAGUGACGCAGGACUUCAUAGGCCGCAGGAAGGUCUAGAUGCCUGCUGAUGAAAUUUGCAUCUGAGUACCAAGCCUCAAGUGUGAGACUUCCUGUUCUUGAGGUGCCUCGGCUAAGGACGGUUGCUCCUUGAAAGUCAAAACUGUGGCCGGCUUUUCCGAUGUGAGUCGCAAGCUGUGAGUUCGGGUCCGGUCUCGGAGUUGCCAGUUUGUGCUCGUGUAGACGGGUCUGCAAUUUCCGUCCGGUUUCCCCAACAUAGUUGCAGUCUCCAUCGUUACAACUUAUUUGAUAGACAACUGCUGAGGUUCCAGUGGGUGGCAGCGUGAUUUUGGGUCGAAUCAAACGGCGCCGAAGAACAAUGACUACUCUGGCGGGAGACUGCGAUGAGUAAAUGUAAGGUCACUUUCACACGAUAAUACCGUGUGAAACCUCGAGUGGUUUGUCAUCGGAACUGUAAUUCAAAAUUAAAGAUCCAAGAUAAUCGUCAAACUUUUCUGCCAUAACCACCGACGGUUAGGUAAAAAAAAAUAGGUGCGCCAUGUCGUACUGGUGGGCGGACAAGUCCUAACAAUCAACUUAAAGAGUCAGUUAUUACAUAAAAAACGGAGUAGUUAUAAGUCAGACGCCUAGCUCCAGCAAGUUUGCUGACUUCGUAAGAAGCCAACCUCCUGAUUUUUUUUUCGCACCGUUGUACCUUUUCUAUUUCUCCUCUUUAGUCGGUGAAACCGCGACCGAUAGCUUUCCUGUUCUACGCACACCUUCCGGACUCCACCAGAGGCAUGCUGCAGUCCUUCACUCACGGCAAUGAACUAAAACGCCUCCGUGGUAGGUCUCCAAUUUCAUCAACCCCCCCCCCCACCCUAUCCUCCUCUGAAGUCACCGAUCGUAUCUGCCUUGGCUAUCUCUCUGUAAGUCCCCUGUCUUCACCAAAAACUGAAUGCGUCAUUCGUUUCACGACAAAAGGUGGAUUACUGUAACCAUUACGUUACCAUUACGGUAACCAUUUACGUCACCUUUGAAGUUGCUGUCACCCGAUAUGGUGCGACAUCUCAGCCCCGCUGAGAUUUUUGAACGUGACUUCUUCUGCUUCGCGGAGGCUGCAUUAAACCGAAGUAGCGACCUAUUCGUGAGGAACUGAAUGAACCGGGUGGGGUGAUCACAUCCAGCGCAACUGACUGAGUGUUAGUUAUAAUGUGUCAGACUGCUACAACAAUGGUACAACUUUGUUUAGACGUCUGGAUACAGGCGUAUGCGUAGCAACUGACCUGCUAUGAUGUCACAGUCUACACGUGCCACGGGCGCGCCGCCUUAUCAGACUCAGACUGACUGAAUUUAAAUCGCUCCGUAAGUUCAGAUUGACGAGGAGUCAUUGCAACCUGGCAUUCAGUCAGGCAGCCCAACCUAUUCUGCCAGUUUGAAGCCCUCCAACUCUUAAGACUCCGUAAUAAGGCUUUGGAUUUUUUAUAAUGACAUAAGGUCCAGCAGGAUUAUGCUCAUUCUCAUGCGGGUGAGGUCGAAUGAAGUGAUUAACCAGAUACUUCUACCCGCCAUCUCGUUUGUCACCGACACGUUUUGGCGACCGUUGAGGUCUUGGGAUGCUGAUGUCGCCUGCGUGGGGGGAGGGGCUCUCAUCGUGGGUAUGCGGUCAAGAAUGACUCACAUUCCCUCAGAUGCGUUGCCAAGUCAGGUCCUGUGAUCAGCGUGCUACAUGCCCGAGUUACGGGUGCGUCUCCAGAUCUGGAUGUGUCGAUAGUGUUGGAGGUACGGGGACGCAAAUUUCGUCUGUGACAUGCCAGAAAAAUAGGACGUAACAGUGGUCCCUCGCAAUUGACGAAGACCAUCAUUACCUGGGCGAGCAAUGGGGAUUUACGCGUAAAUUGGCCUACUGGGAGGGGGCUUGCGCAGCGUCUAUCCCACACUAUCUCUACCCGCAUCUAUCAUGUUCCAUAAGUGAAAGUCAAGACGUGAGUGCAGUGGUUGAACCCACAUCUACGCGUACAGCGCAUGUGCUACACACACCAACCAGCUUUCCAAUGUGUCGAACCCCUCUUUAAGGGGUUGCCAUAGACCAAAUUAAGAAGGGACCAUUGUAGCCCCCCCCCCCCUCGGCCUGUUAGGGGAUCCGCUUAUAUUGUCAGUUGGUAGCCUUCCAAACCGCGAUUUCAGGGGCGUGGGGACAAUUGAAGGCCCUUCAGACUUAUUGUUAGUGUGUAGUGUCUUGAUUGCCAUAGGGGAAGUGCCUCAGUCCCACACGCCUAAAGGGCCCUUCAAAGGCAGAUUUCUGUCAACCUUAUGAAACCCUGCAGAAAGAUCGAAAAGGCCGUGGUUUUACCCCCCCCCCCCCGGCCUGGUUUGCACAACUGUUAAGUCAGAGAACAGUUUGGUCUAACCUUUUUACUAAGCUCAACGUUGCCGCCGGUAAGGGCAUUCAAUUAGGUCGUGCCAUUCCUACAGUGCGUGACCUAUCUCAUGAAAUGUUGGCUGAAAUUCUGAAAGGCGUUGUCAAUUAAAAAGGAUUACUUGGUCGCGGUUGUGAUACUGAUUAUCUUAAGGCAUACUCUUAUAACAUUUUGGACACGGCAGGAUGUCGGCUUUUAAAUGCACUUCUUUUCAAUCUCCUUUAGAAAGCGUGUUCGGUAAAAAAUAACUACUUAAUUAGCAUGCGUUUUUCCCAUUGAUUUUCGAUGGUCUUGGAAAUUCAAAUAUAUUUUAUAGAAACCACAAACAAAAAUAUGCUUUCUUUUAGUCAUUCAAUAGAGAAUCACUUCUUCUUUAUAUUGUAUACUUAAGGAAGGAGUAUAAUUAGGUUUUAAAAAAGUUUGACUGGAUCGCCUUUUACCGGAUGUAGGAGUCGGGGAAGAAGAACUCACGCUCCAUUUCUGACACCGCUUCGCCACACCGUUGUUGUUCUUCUUAGACUCCUCACCGCCUCCGCACUGCGUUGAUUUGGUCUGCGCCUAAUACAACUCUUGUCUAUUUUCUCAGAGGCGGCGUUUCAGCACAACUUGGGUACAGACUCAGUCGGAUAUUUUUCUUGGUUGUGCCCGAACAAGCAGUAAGCUGGAGGUCUUUUUUGACCAGGACAGAUAGUGCGCGUCUGAUUCUGACAUUUCACCAAAUCGGCGAACUCCAACACCAUCUCCAUAAUAACCCUAGACGUUUCGGCAAUGUCCACACCAAAUCUCCGGUGUUUUUUGCGUUAAACCUCUCGACACAUGGUGUUUCGGAGAACACAGUGGAUCCACUUUUGAUUUCAAUCCUGCUUUGUGGUGUACCUUUGGGGAGGGACUUGUGGCGUAGACAGGAUCCGAGCCUAAUGUGAGUGCCGUAGAUUUUGACCUCUGCUUCUGCCCGUCCACAGAGCCGAACCGAAUUCAGGCACGGGGUGAUUUUAGGCAACUGCUCUGCCCUCCUGCGUGUCCGUUGCACCUAACGAGCCAGUGGCUACGUUUGCCACGACAGCGGACGACAGAAUGCUGCGUCGUUUUUACCUGUGCACGCAUUCCGACCCAGCGGGCCAUGACAUCUUAAAAGCGACUACGAAUUGCACGCAUUCCUGCACCGAGACAGUUGGCGGAUAUGCAGAAAGUCGCGCCCCAAGUCUUUCGUUGGAUUUUUUAGCCAAAUCACUGCGGUGGAUGGAGGGCGGGCUGAGGCCGGACCGCUUGAAGUCUUAUGUACAUACCUGUCACAGACGUGUGCCAUGGGAUUCUGCAUGUUCUCCUUCUGAUAGACCGGUCAUGCGUCGAAUGUGUGUGUGUGUGCCCCUAAAACGGGCCAGGCGGGAGAUGCGCCGGACCAACACAGCGACUGGAUCGGAAUCCGGCGGGGCGUUAUCUAGGCUGCACACGCGUAACAAAUGCCAACACGGCUCACGCCGUUCCGAUUGGGAUCGGUGCCGGAUCGGUGUAUAAAACCCUGGUCAGUGUCUGGUAUGGACCAGCGGGCGUGGUGGUUCACCUAGGUGCGGGUUCUGGCGUGGUCGGUGUGUUAACCUAUAAACCAUCUGCGUCAUUGUAGCAGUGCCAUUGUUAGUUCACGGUCGCUUAGUUACCAGGCCACGGAGCCUGUCUGCUUACAGUAGGUGUGUCAACUCAUAAAAUGUUAACUGAAAUGCGUUUUCGUUUCCAAAAGACUACAUAAGUAGGGCUUUAAAAUUAAUAAUCGUGCAGUAUAAUUCUAUAAUAAAUCAGUUGUCUCGAGAUGUCGGCUUUCGAGCGGACUUCUUUCCGGCCACAUGCAAAAACCACACUCUGUAGAAAGCGACUCCUUAGAUAGCAUGAAUUUUUUCCAUUGAUUUUGAAUGCCCUUGAAAGUGUAAUUAUAUUUAGUGGGAAACAUGCAUAAAAAUAUUCAUUCUUUUACUUAUUUGGCGGAAAGUUGCGUUUUAAAAAAACUUUUCCAAUUCCUGAAUAAUUUUGAACCCGACCCGCCGUUACGUUUGUAUUCAAGGUUUCAGAACUACAAGGUGUGCAGUUUCAGUGUACGAAAAAUCCAUACGAUAGUAAGAGGAGACAAUUUAGAGUUCAUAAACUUCAACAGUGGAUCCGACCCAUAUUGUGAACUUUACAAGAAACAUCAGUAAAUGCACAGACACGAUGUUUUAUGAACGAGAAUUUCACGGCCUUAAAAAUCUCAUAAUUAGAUACUUUCUUAAAACUUAAUUAUACCCCUCCUUCAAGUAUAAAAUGUUAAGAAGACGCAAUCUUCUACCAAUAGAGUAAAAGAACGAAUGCUUUUAUGCAUGCUUUCUAUGAAAUAUUUUUGAAUUUAUAGGAGCAAGUAGCCAUUAUUUACAGAGCGCAGUUUUUCAGGCGGCCGGAAGGAAGUUCAUUCGAAAGCCUGCAUCUUGGGCUACACGGUGAUGAGCAUUACAACCAUAUUUUUGAGUCGGAAACACAUUUGAGAAUUUCGGUUGACAUCUCAUGAGUUAGCACGCCCACUGUAGCAGCUAGCGUCUGCCAGUUUGGGUUGAACUUUCUGACAGAGUGGACAGAGGGGUGCGAAUGACAUACAGUAGAUGGGCCAACUCAUGAAAUUUCAACCAAAAUUCCAAAAUGCGCUUUCGUUUCGAAAAGAUUAAUUACUUAGGGUUGUAAAACUAGUCAGCCAGCAACAUAAUUCUAUAAUAUUUCAGUUACCUCAGGAUGCCGGCUUUCGAACUAACAUCUUUCUGGCUGUAUCCAAAAACUAGACUGUAAAAAUGACUACUUAAGUAGCAUGAAUUUUUAUCAUUGAUUUUCGAUGUCUCCAAAUGUCCAAUUAUAUUUCAUGCAAAAUAUGCAUGAAAAUAUUCAUUCUCCCGCUCAUUCGGUAGAAAAUUAGGUCUUCUUUCAAGUUUGUACUCGAAGGAAGGGCAUUAUUCGGUUUUAAAAAAGUUUCUAAUUGUGUGACUUUUUAAUACCGUGAAAUGGCCGUUCACAAAUGGUCAUGUCUCUGCGUUUACUCACGUGGCUUGUAAAGUUAACAAUAUGAGUCAAAUCCACUGCUAAAUUUUAUGAACCCUAUAUGGUCCCCCUUUAUUACCGUAGAGAAAUGUGUGGUUUUUCGUACGCGAAAAAUAUACGGCUUGUAGUUUGGAAACCCUGAAGCCAAGUGUAAGGGUACAACAGGUUCAAAAUUAUUCGGGAAUUGGAAAAGUUUUUAAAAACCGAAUUAUACCUUUCCUUCGAGUAUAACAUUGGAAGAAGACGUAAUUUUCUACCGAAUGAGUAAAAGAAUGAAUACUUUUGUGCAUGUUUUCCGUAAACUAUAAUUGAAUUUUUAAGGGCAUCGAAAAUCAAUGGGAAAAUUGCAUGCUACUUAAGUAGUCAUUUUUUGCAGAGUGCCGUUCUUGCAUGCCAUCGAAAAUAAGUUCAUUCGAAAGAAGACACCCUGUGGCAACUGGACCAUUAUAGAAUUAUGCUGCAUGAUGACUAGUUUUACAACCAUACUUUUUAAAAACCGAAUUAUCUCCCUCCUUCGAGUAUAAAACUAGAAGAAGACGUCAUUUUCUACCGAAUGAGCAAAAGAAUGAAUAUUUUUAUGCAUGUUUUCAAUAAAAUAUAAUUGGGAUGUACUUCAUUCGCACUCCUCUGUCCGCUCUGUCAGGAAGUGCAAUCCAAACUGGUAAACUCAUGAGAUGUCAACCGAAAUUCUUAAACGUGUUCCCGACUCAAAAAUUUUGAGGAAAUUAAAAAAGCAACAGCAACAACCGGCUUGUUAUCGAAUCCGAAAUUGGAUGGACAAGAUGAUCAUUAGGCUGUUCAUACAAAAGCCUCCCGCAGGCCUUAUCUGGCCAUUUGGCCGAGUUUACUCCGAUUUCAAAUGUUGUGACGAAGGCAAGCGAAGGCAGGGCGCGCAAGUUUGAUCCAAUUUCCGAUCUCGUCUUAACCAUGCGCGCUUGUGACGAAAACUUCGACCCACGGUGGUAGAUGUCCAUUAGUCAGAGAGCUCGAAUAACGGUGAAAGCCGAAAGGUCAAACUAAGAAAGCGUGAACAAUCCUGGCGCGCACACAUGUUCUGCUGUUGGUGCCUUAUUUGAUACCCUGAGACCUCUCUCUCACACACACUACACCUUUUCUGACGAGUCACAACCCAUCGACUGCGUCCUCUUUAUUCACCAGUGUAGACGACUCGGCUCUGUGCUGUUUUGACCUGAAGGCGAAUUCGCCCGUUAUGCCCGUAUUGUUCCAACUCAGCCUUUAUGUUGAGAUACGCAAUUGAUGACGGGAGUGGGCGUAAUUGAAAAUUAAAUUCGGUAACAAUCGGGAGAUGGCACCCAAAAAAUCCGUUACUUAGAAAUAAUAACUUUAACAGGGGACUCAAACGCCCUCAGGCUAUAUCAGCGGUUGCAGGCCUACUUUCACGCACUACUUGGACUUUUCCCGACGGCCUAACAUGGGCUGGCCGAACGAACAUCGCAGGUGGUUAUAUGGACGAUGGUCGCUGUUACCCAAUCUUCCUCGUCGUUACACACGUACACCUGAAUAUACGGCAUACAUUCGCAUUAUGGCAAUUUAUUACAAAACAAAAUCACUUUUAAAUAGGAUAAGUCUGCACAACAUGGGACAGGAACUGUUCCCAGGCAUCCGUCAAAGACAUGGCAUUGAGGCCAAACCAAAGACGAUGCUGUACUUCGUCUAUGGGAGCGCACACAGCUCGAUCACAUACAGGGCCUCCCUCGUAGAGUUUCCUUUUCAGUCUGUUCAAGUAUGCCUCAAUGGCAUUGGUGUGCCGUCCGGUGGUAGGGUCCUUGAGGUUGUUUGAGUGGUUAACAGAGAAAUGUAGAAAACCUUCUGAGGGAAGACGAUUAUACGCCUUCCACUCGUCCGCUACCACUAUACUGCCUUUGGCGACCCAUUUUCUAAUAGCGGAACGGAGAGCGGGCCAACUUCGAUCAUUCACCUGUUCAAAUAAGGCUUUCUGUCGGCUAGUUUCAUACAUCCCGACCAGCCAUUACCCAUAAAACCCCUAUUACUACCUGUCCCGUAAGACAGGCUGCUUUCGUUUGGCGGAUUUUUUUGGGUGCCAUCUCCCGGUUGUUACCUUAAAUUCGAGCUUUUCUCCGGUCCUGCGGUUUUCGUGGCCAGUUCAACGCAUUCUGAAGUCUAUUGCGUACUGACUGCAGUAGGAGGCGAUCAUUUCUGACGCGCUUAACAUUCUCUAAGUCGUAAUAUUUGUUGCUGCAAGUCCAAGUCUGACGGUCGCUCCCAUGCAUCCGAUGUCUACACACCGCCGCUUGUGUUGUGCGCCUUCUAUCGGUGGUGGCAACGUCUUGAGCGCUGUAAACGGCCCCUUGACCCCUAGUGAGUUCGCGAGGAGACUGAAUCCAACCAACACCUGCCACGCACACACCUAAUAGCGUGCUUGCGCAAUAACUAGUGCAAAAGUGACCCAAAAGCAUCAGCCAGCGUCUGUUUGUCUGCUAAUCCUGUGCCCUUCGCUCUCGUCUGAUUUUUCGUGUCCAUUGGCCUACCUUUUGGUCAAGUUGUUUGACUCAAACCCCGUAUAUAUUUUCGAAGGGGUUAUUGCAGGCUGACCGCCAGUCCCGAAAAGGGCCAAGUUAGUUAGCCUCCCAGUUGGCAGUCAUUCAAGCCAUGACUGUCUAAUAUGCAGGGCAGAUUUUAGCUUCAAAACAUCUCCAUCGCUUCAAUGCGGCGUCUUGCAUUCCAAAUAUAUGCUACAUUUGUUCAAAUCGCUGAUUAUCAUUCAAUCGGCAGAGCGCCACCCUUGUUUCGAGUGCUAAAGUAAAAGUCUGACUGAAGUGUGCAGGACACUGCGAUUCCCUGUAUUCCAUAGAUAUUUUGGCAGAUUUUGAAUAAUUCAUAUUGACCCAACUGUGGAAAACUCGGCGCCUCGGUGGGAUUCGAACCCACGCAGUAAGAGGAAGACUUUAUUACAGCCAACGCUCUAACCGCUUGAGCUACGAGGCCCCACCGAGGCGCCGAGUUUUUCACAGUUUGGUCCAUAUGAAUUAUUAAAAAUCUGCCAAAGCAUCUAUGAAUUACGUGAGCGUGGUAGUCAUCUGGUGGAUUCUAGGCGAGUUAUUUAGGGAGUCCUGCUUGGGCAGUCAACUAACUGCAUCAGCUUUGGUGGAUUCCAGACGUUGCAGUAGGCUGAGCGGGUAACUUGACCCAAAUGUGACUAAACUCGCGUCGUCCGGCGGGGCCUCGUAGCUCAAGUGGUUAGAGCGUUGGCUGUACUAAAGCCUUCUCCUUACUGCGUGGGUUUGAAUCCCACCGAGGCGCCGAGUUUUCCACAGUUGGGUCAGUAUCAAUUAUUCCCUGUAUUGUCUCUGCGCAGGUAGCCUUAUGUCUUUAGUUGCCACAUAACCGAAAUUGACUUGUUCAACCGUAAGGGAGGAUGGAAGAACGCUUGCAGAAUGGAAUACGAAGUAUGUUCUGAGUUCCAGCCAAUCGUUACAUGAGCUAUCCGAGAUGAUAAGGGACUCAGUCCACAAUGGUCGCUUAUGGCCUACUCUUCUUUAUCUUUUCGGAUCGGUGAGCACACGCCUCCGCCAUUGUAUAUUUCCGAUCGAAGCCGACAGGACAACGGGCCCGUGGCUCAGUGGUUAGAGGCGUUGGACUUCUGACUAACAGGUCGCCAGUUCGAGCCUCGGGUGUUCCACACUUCGGGGUUGGCUGACGACGGCUAAUGAACCACAAAUGGCCAUUCCAAUCUCCCUUGUGUUUGUCGGUAAUACUAUUCUGCCUAUAUCAUGCGCCGCACUACGGCUGCUGGUUGGGCUCGAGAGAGAGUCCGUAAGGCACAACGGAACGAGUGAGUUCCGUAAGAACGAUCGGUGAGCGCCCCAUACCAUUAUACUACUCCGUUGUUGAUUGCUCGUCGCUACGCCACGUACAUGUGCCAGUGAAGGGCACCCUAAGGGACUACACUGGGCGCGUGUACAGUUCCGCAAUCGGGCCGAAUCCAUGGGCUGGUAGGGCACUGGACCCAAUAACCGACUAGAGCUGGGUAUGACAGGCUCCUGACAGCAAACAGGACAGAAAUAGCCAUCCGAGUGUCCCAAGGCCACUGAAAACCAAAUUGAGAGCUAACGCCAUUUCUCCGCACCGCUGCAGCGUGUUCGGCCAUUCGGAUUCACAGCUGUCUUCCCGUAUCUGCUUUUGUCAAUGAUGAUGGUUUCCAGCAGGAAUCCGAAACAUCAGGCUAAUAAAGCUCUUGUCCCAUCGAUUGUGUCUCCUUCGGGAUAUUUUUAUGCAUGUUUUCUGUGAAAUAUAGUUGAAUUGGUAAGGGCGUAGAAAAUCAAUGAGAACAAUGCAUGCUACUUAAGCAGUCCUUUUUUACAGUGUAUAGUUUUUGCAUGCGGCCGUGAAGAAGUUCGUUCGAAAACCGGCUUCCUGGGGUAACUGAAUUAUUAUAUAAUCAUGCUGCAUGAUGAUUAGUUUUACAGAUCUGCCUAAUUAAUUUUUUUCGAAAUGAAAACCCAUUUCUGAAUUUUGGUUGACAUUUCAUGAGUUGGCCCACCUACUGUGCAUGUGCCCUUGAAUGGAACCCCAAGGGACGACGCUAGGCGCGUUCACAGUUCCGCAAUCGGGCCGAAUCCAUGGGCCUCACGCCUACAUGACUGACUGUUCUCGAUGGCUGCCGGCAGAAUAUAGGCUGGUAGAGCACCCGGACCCAAUAAUCGACUAGAGCCGGGUAUGACGGGCUUGUGACAACAAAGAGGACAGAAAUGACCAUCCACGUCCACUGACUCUCUCACCUACUUGACCUUGCCCUCUUCACUGUCUUGCAGGCUUCACUCACGAAUUGGGCGCCUUUCAAGUAAACUUCCACACGAGCAAUUCGGACAGCGGCGGUAGCGUCGGCGGCAAAACCCUGCACCAGAGUCACCUCUCAGGAUACUGUCCCCGAGAGGACGCCCUUCUGCCCUCCAUCGUCUCCGCGCUGGCCUUCAAGAAUCGCGACUCUCCGCUCAUCUACCUCAUGGAGAAGCAGCGUUUUGACUCCGCCUUCAUCCCGCCCAGCCAACCCAACCUCUGGGUAGCCGAGGUGACCGUUCAGCCAGAAGAGGCCGGUCCGGCCGACUCGCCGCUACCGCCACCCAUGACCGCGCUGGAGGUGGAGUUUGUAAGCCAGGCCUCCACCUCCUCGGAUGCUAUACCGCUGAUUGGAAGUCACUUUGACGAACAACUGGCUAAUUUCUCAGCCGCCUUUCAGGCCAAAUUCCAGGCUCGUUUUCCUGUCUAUGGGCUCAGACACUCGGAGGCCGAGGUGAGUGUCGUCGUUUUGAUGAUCACAAUAGUGAUGCUUGCAGCAGCGGCACUGGUAGCAGUAGUAGUAGUAGUAGUAGUAGUAGUAGUAGUAGUAGUAGUAGUAGUAGUAGUAGUAGUAGGAGUAUUAGUAAUAGCAAUAAUAAUAGUAGCAGUAGGGAUAGUAGUAGUGACAGUAGUGGGAGUAGCGGUGGUAAUAAUAAUGAUAGUUGCAGUAGAAAUAGUAGUAGCAAUGGCAGUAGUGGAAGUAGCAGUAGUAAUAGUCGCAGUAGCAAUAGUAGUGGUAAUGGCGGUAGUGAUAGUAGUAGUGGUGGUGGUAGUAGUAGUAGUAGUAGUAGUAGUAAUAGUAAUUGUGUUAAUGGCAGUGGUUUUAUCGAUAGUAGUGGUGGUUGUGGUGAUAUUAGUAGUGGCGAUGGUAUUAGUAAUAUUAGUAGUGGUGGUAGUAGUAGCAGUGAUAGCAGUGGUGGUAGUAGUAAUGAUAAUAGUGGUGGUCGUAGUAGUAGUAGUAGUAGUAGUAGUAGUAGCCCGGUGUGCGCUGGCAGUUCCCUGACACCUGGCUCCCUGUCGGUAGAUGCGCUUGCGCUCCAGCUGGAUAUACAGGUCUUGAGUAUGACUGCCCAGUAAUCCCCGUCGUCCAUCUGACCCGUUAUGGUGCUGUUGUUGGUUAAAAUUUUGGUCAGGUAUUUGUUGUGUGGACCAGGUGUGGUGGUACGCCUAGCUGCGGGUCCGUCCGUGCCAGCCACUUGCACCCUCUCCGCCUCCGGUCUUAUUGGCUCCGUUUUGACACCGGGUCCAAGUGGGGGAGGAGUGGAAGGUGCGGUUGGUGCUGCGCAAGUCACCGUGCCUGCCCCACCUCGCUGUGGAACACGCGAUGGACAUCGUCGAGUACGACAUUAGAACUGUCGCAUAACGCACUAUUAUCGGCGUUAACAUGCCUCUGUCUCUGAUGAUGGGUUCAAGUGAUAGUCCGAAACGUCAGGCGAAUGAAGCCCUUGUUCCGGUGAUCACUUCUUCUUCCGAUCAAGUAGAAAUAAGCCUAUCAACGACAGCUUCCGUUUCCUAAUUGCUUGCGUGUCGAACAUUUACAACCCCUGUUUAUGAUGAAAUGCCCUCAUUCAUCCACAGUAAGUGACGGUUAGAAAGAAUUACUUAGGUGAGAUUGUAAUAUUGGUUAUCAUGUAGCAUAAUCCCCAAGAUAUUUCAGGCAAGCCAGGAUGCCGAUUUUAGAAUGUGCGUUUUUCUGGCUGUUUACAAAAAGUAAACUCGCCAAAAAUGCUUACUUAAUUAGUAGGCGCUUUUUCCGUUGCUUUUCGAUGCCUUUAUAAAUCCGAAAACAUUUUAUGAAGGACGCACGAAAAUAUUCCUAGUACUGAUUUUUCAAAAAAAAUUACGUCUUUUUCAAAUUUUUCACGGGAAGAAACGGCAUUGUUUGGUGUAAAAAGGUUGCAGUCUUGAAGUCUAUUGCAACCCUGAAGUCCGUUUAGAUAGCAUCGCAUCUAUCGGUUUAUAAAUACGACGCGGUGCAUGUUCAUCAUAAAAUUUGGCGAGGUUUGGUUCUGCAGCCCCACAUGAGUAAUAACAUAUGGUUAGCUUCUUAAAAAAUUUUAGUAGAUGCGAAUAUGCUGACUUUACAAAUAUCACUUAUUUGCAUCUUCCUUACCAUUUAAGUCCAGCGAGUGACUGUGCCACGCGGGGGGAAGUGCUUAUACGCCAGCCUCGGUUACUUCAGGUAUCAGUUCACACGCGAGUGGCUAAGCUCGGUUUGUUAACUAAUAUUGUUUCAUUAAGCUAACCAUAUGGUAUCAAUCAAGCGGGGCUGCAGAACCAAGCCUCACCCAAAAUUAUAUGGGCCCAACACGACAUCUUAGUCGCAUCGAGGAAUGCAUGAUUCCCCCAGCGAUGGAAAGUGUACAGCUUAUGAUAUGGAAACCCUAAAAACAGAUGUAUCGACAGGUUGGGAUUCAAAGUUAUCCUGGAAUUGAAAAAAAGAUUUAAACCGAAAGAUACCGUUUCUUCGAGAAAGAAUUUGAAGAGGGAGGAAUUUUGUUCAAAGUGACCUCAAGAACGGAGAUUUCGGUCCACGCUUUCGGGGAAAAAUGCUUUGAUUUUUGUGGUCGUCCAAAUUAAAUAGAAAAAAACGCAUGCUGAUUAAGAAGGCACUUUUAACAAGUGCAGUUUUUGCAGGCAGCCGCAGAGACGUGCACUCAAACGCCCGCUAGAUUGAAAUAUAUUGAACGUAUGCUGUGGCGUGCAUUCUACCCUGGGGGCAGAUUUCAGACUUUCAGUUAGUGUGCCAUGAGUUAGCUCAUCCACUGCACCGCCUCGUUCUCCACUGGGAAGUGGCCCGUUUUGCAGGAGGCAUUUGUUUGGGCUGUUGCCGACGUCGUCACCUCACUGCGCGCUCGACCUGCUCACCAGCGCUGGCGGCCGUGUCGAGGCGGCGGCGGCGACUGCAGGCGGGUGAUGAGUCAUCAUCAUCAUCCUCCUCAAACGGGCAGAUCUGUCCCCGCCCGCCUAGCGUUUGGUGGCUGUAAAAGCCCCAAGCUGACAUUUCGCCCUGGGAUAAAGACAGGUGGGGGAAGUGUCGGCGGGGAUGUUGUUGCUGUUGCUUUUGUUGUUGUUGUUAUUGGUGGCGGCGGCGGCGGCGGUGACCUGACUUUGAGAGGAGGAUGCUACUGGAAGCGAAGAGACGAGUUCCAGGAAGCAGUCGUGGAGAAUGAGACACGAUCGCUGAGGCAAGAGCUUUAUUCGCCACUUGGGGUUGGAGUGGCACACAGACCGGAGGCAACCAUCAGACGUCUGAUCAUGAAACCGAAAGACCCACUGCCACGGUAAGAAACGUCUGGAGUCGUUUAUCGGAUCUGGUACAGUUGCGGACAAAGCAACUACGUCGGGGAAACCGGAAGCCUCUCUGCGGAGAAAUGACGCCAACUCUCAAGUUACGACUCAUUCGACGAGAUCCGGCCACACAUUCAAAUUCGAGGAGGCCGAAAUUCUCGCUAGAGGUGACAACCGCGCGAGCCGCGAGUUGCUUGAGUCAUGGUUCACUGGCUCCCCAGUCCAUUAACAAGUUCAACAACCUUUCCCUCCCAUACUCUGUGCUGAGACUUCGCCUAGGCGGAGUAAUUAACCAGGCUGGGAGCGCACAGGUCAGAUGGUAGAGCAAUCGUCACACCAACAUCCAACACACGUGAUGAAAUUGCAGCAGUUAACUAUGCGAAUGUCGGCCAUCAAACAAUUAGCACACCAAGUGCGACGAUCCCGGAUGAAGGGGGAGGGCCGUGAAUAUUCAUAGGUAUGCGGUAGCAUGGCGACAGCAUCCUAUAAAUACUGCAACCCCUUGCGCAUGAACCACCCGUAUCUGCUGUUGUCUCUGAUGAUGGGUUCGAGCAGGAAUCCGAAACGUCAGGCUAAUAAAGCUCUUGUCCCAGCGAUCGUGUCUCUUCUUCUCCAUCAUCUCCAACCAGUGCCGGGCCGUGGUUUUUGCACGUCCACCACCGUCAGGACAUUCCUUUUCGGUAGUCCAGGCGACACCUUGAAGUGCUUCCCCUGAUCCUGACUGAUCGAUCCGGCCUUGGUGGCGUCUUGAGUAGAGGCGCUUCCAUAUGUUACCACCUGCUGAUCUCAGUUCACCAAUGACAGCUAGAAAGUGACCAAAAAACACCUAGGAACCUCUGCCUGCCCCUCUUAUGGUCGAAGGAGAGGUUUUCUUACUUGCAACAGUCCAGAAUCGAAUAUUUGGAAAGAGCUUCUAUACGUGUUUAUACUACUUGUAAUUAGUAAGUAACGGAUAGUGAUUGAGAUUUUGCGACCAGCUAACAUCUGUCCGCGGUUAUGUACAAAAUCCCUCUUUCACCUUCCCACUUAUUACUGUUUUUCUCCGACGACUUGUAACCAAUAGGGAGUUCAAAGGCGCUCGCCUAUAUUUCCCUUAAUAAACUGAAACUGAAACCACCGAUUUAGAGGCCCUGAGGAACGAUUUUGAACUUUCGCGUAAGGAAUUUGCUGAGACUGGAGCUACGAAAGAGCGGGGGCAAGCCCCUAUUUCGUAGCCGUACUUCUUAGGGGUUAGGUGUCAGGGUUAGGAGUUAGGGAUCAAGGUUAGGGGUUCUCGAGUCUGUCUUGACGCCUGAACGAGGGCGGGGAUGGGGAGAAGAGAGUGCAAAGAUGCAGUACAAGUUACAGCCCCUGUGCCUACCCUGUUGUGAAGCCCACAGUGGACAUCGUCGGAAACGACGGUCGAAAUGUCACUUAAUAACUGUUUAUUCCGUUUUCUCCCGCAACACAUACACACCGGACUGCGCGUCUCUAAGGAAACUAGUUGUGGUGGUGGUGGGAGUCGUGAGCUGGUAAUCACCUGCUAGAGGCAACGGAGACAGCAGUAUAUUGGCGACCCCUACCGUCAGUUGGCUUAUUUUGAGAUCGGUGUGUACCAGUCCCAGCCGGAGUACUCCACACUUUACUCCGACACUAACGGACUAGCGUUGAAGCGCUGAUGGAACCUUGGUCUUCCGCUGAUUCCGACACAAGCUGGUCAUUUUGCCAUCAUUUUCUGCCUUCGAUCGCAGAUAUUGGUGGUAUAGCUGAUUGAAUGAGACAUGAAUAAGCCUGAAAUAGUUGCUGUUUCGGUCUCUCUUGCCUUCGUUGGCACAGUUAAGAGUAGUCGUUAAUAUAAUGUUUGUGCUCCUAUAUUCUCGGAUCUGACUGCUUGCUUUGCACAUUAGUUUACGCUGAGUGUUUCGCCUUUUGAAAGUGCACCCUAUUCUGAACGGUCUCCGGGCUGCACACCUUGAGGACGCUUGUUUUGAUAUACUCCCUUUCCCCCCCCCCUCUUCAGCUCGCCUUGUCCAGGUCCGCCCUGAGCAAUCUGCUCGGUGGGAUCGGCUACUUCUACGGCAGCUCGAUUAUACAGUCUCCGCUGCUGGGGCCCGAUCCGCUUGACUACGGGCCCGCCAGUCUCUACACGGCGACUCCCUCGCGUCAGCAGUUUCCGCGCGGUUUCCUCUGGGAUGAGGGCUUCCACGGCCUGUUGUUGGCCCAAUGGGAUGUGGAGAUGGCUUUGCAGUCGCUGAGCCAUUGGCUUGACCUCAUGAAUGCCGAGGGUUGGAUCCCACGGGAGCAGAUUCUGGGCUGGGAGGCCCGCGCGCGUGUGCCGGCCGAAUUUGUUGUCCAGUCUACGAGUGUGGCCAAUCCGCCUACCUUGAUGCUUGUUGUGGAGGUGCGUCUCUUCAUUUUCACAUCUCGAAUCAUGCAUGGUCUGUCCGGUGAUAUGUGACACACUGUGUGAAAUUCUUGGUCUCUCUCUCUCUCAUUGAAUCACCUCCACUUCCAUAGCCCAUCAGUAACCAUUAUCGCAGUCCCACAGUCAGUCCUAUUGACCUUUCAAUUCUCCGAAUGCAGGCGCUGGGGACCUUUAAAACUAGCAGUAAAGGUCUAUGAUCUUAGUUUCUAACUUGCUACAAAACACGUACCGAACUACCGUUAAUACUGAUGCCGUCGCCUUGUCGGUUGGUACUCCAAGGGGUAGCACUUACGGCCGACUUUCUCUGCCAUUAGUCGGAACGUUCUUGUCACAGAUUAUACACCUGGGAUUCGAACCCAGGAUCUUUGGUCAUGGAGUCGAACGCUCUACCUAUGAGUCACGGGCUCGUUGUCCUGUCGGUUUUGAUCGGCAAAUGACGGCUAGUAAGCCGGAAAUGGCCAGUCCGGUCUACCUUGUCUUUGUCGUUAUCAUCUCAUUUACUUCUACUACUAGUUACUGUGCGACUGUCUGCGAUGGUUCUAGUAUGAGCCUCAAGGCACAACGAAACGAGCAUGUUCCGUAACCUGAUCGAUGAGCGCCCAUCUACCGCGCAUUAUACAGUUUGUAACGAAGCUAACUAGCGAAAGUCAGACCUAGAUUCAGGAGGAGCGCUAAGAGGUCAGACGGGAUGGUUUGCUGUUUCUACCUCGACUCUUUCCUACUACUUAAUAUGAUCUUUAAGGCACUCUCGCCUGUGCGACGCCCUGGCCACCCAGAGCGAGGACGAGUCAUUUAACUCUGUCGGCCGCUGCACUCGUGCCUUUCCCCCCCCCCCCCCUUCUCGGUCGUCGGGACUUCUUUAUAUUGGGGACGACGAGUGAAGAAAGGGAGCGUGAUAGAUGCUACGCAAGUCCGCCCCGAUCUAAACUGAUUCACGCGUAAAUCACCACGACUGCACCCCAUCUCUUGGGCUGCAGUGGACAUCGUUCACGAGGGUCAAACUGACAUCUCCCUCGUCAGCUAGAAUCGAACGAUGUCAAGUAAGCCCUAAAGGCAACCCCACCAUCUCUAUUGCCUCUGGUAGUACCUCUCGAUAGGACUGUACGGAUGACCGCGCAGGUGACUCAUGGUCGUGAAACCUAAAAACUUCUUUGAAUUAACGACCAUGAGUCACCUACGCGAUCAUCCGUACAAAGUCAAGCGGGAGCGUACACGCCUAGGCCAUCGGAAGUUUUCCUUCAGCCAGUGUGUUGUUCGACCGUGGAACAACUCACUCCCACUUGAAAUAGUGACAUCUGAUACAAUGGCUGUAGUCAAAAGGCAGCUGGAUCGUUUGAUCUUUGAUAAACGACGACUCUGCAGAACUAUCUGCGGCCAGCCAUAAAUUUUAUUUCUUGAUUUCAUCUCUAUGUAGCACAUCCCUGACGUUUCAUGAAAUUUUUCCUCUUAAACUACGCAAAUGACCGCACUUUAUGCUUAUUGCAUGUAAUCGCACUUAAAAUUUCAUAUGUACAUUGAAAAGACCGCUUGUCUCACCCUUCGCAAUCCUGCACGGUAAAAACGUCUUCUGUAAGAAAAUAUGUUACUGGCAAAAGUUUAGCAAGAUGUGCAUUUAACAUUUGUAUUGUAUGUACCGUUUUCAAUAGGGUCAUCAAGGGCAUUGCCUAUUACCCCUAUACAGGACGUUUUGUCUACCAAAUCUGGCAGAAUUUCGACCUUAAAGCGCAAGUCGGUCCUAGUCCUCGUAAAUCUGCUAUUGUCUAUUUACCCAUUUUGUCUUUACUUCUCCAGCUAAAAGGAUUCCUUAAUAACCGUGCGAUUGUUCUUUUGCGCUUCUUGAUUGGGGUUUUUUAUGCUCUUGUUUCACACUUUUAAUCGCCCCCAGGCGUUACUGCAGCGGUUACCUACCAUGUCUCCCGCCGACUCAGAACUCUUCGCAAAGUGGGCCACCAAUGCGUUUCCUCGACUGCAUAGCUGGUUUGUGUGGUUUAAUACCACCCAGGUCGGUAACUUGCCAACCACCUACCGAUGGCGCGGCCGGCCCUCUGAUAAUCCAUUCCAACUCAACCCCUUGACACUGAGCUCAGGUAAGAUUUGAAUGCAUGUACUACCGAUUAAUAUAUAGUAGCAAUGUAUUUUCGAACUUAAUUUACUGUCACCAGUUCCGUUUGCUCCACCCCAGGCCUGGAUGAUUUCCCACGAGCUUCGCAUCCCACGCCCGAGGAACGUCAUCUAGAUCUGCGAUGUUGGAUGGCUUUAUUUGCACGUGUCCUCAGUCAAUUGGCCAACUUUGUUGUGUCGGUCUCUCAACAGCAAUUAUCCAAGCCCCCACCCCCUGUCCUGGAUGCCCUCCACCUGCGUCACGCCUAUGCUGCCUGGUCGGCCACCUUGACUGAUCCGGACUUGCUGGAUCGCCUUCACUGGUCUGAUCGGAAUACCAUGUUUGCUGACUAUGGUCUGCACACAGACGCUGUGGGCCUUACUCGCCCACCGGUCUCUGGGACGGGCCCCACGCCUGAAAAUCCCGUAAGUGUCGGAAUAUUCUUUUGUCCCCCAGUUCGCACGUGACUACUUUAGUCUCCAUCACCCUGAAGAGUAUUUUUUUCGCGCAUACUAAACUCCCUUGAAUGGCCCAGGUGCCAACUCUCGUCCCCUCCCCCCUCUCCUGAGGUUGUGGCGGUCAAGGAUGUGAGAUCGACUUAAACCACGCACAAUAAGUUCGUUUCGUCUACUGUCAGAAGUCAGGGAGCUGUGAGGACUAGUUUAUUCUGUACACAGGGCGGGUUGCUGUAAGUUGGCGGUUUGCUUGCAACAGAGAAAAGCGUCCGUUCACGGAGAGCGUCAGUCGCGGUGUGUGUUGUUUACGCGGGUGAGUGUCUAGGUCAGCAGGAGGGAGUGACUGUCUGAGUGGUGGUCGUGUGAUUGGACAAAUUAGAGGACGAAUGGAGGGCGCAUACUCACAAGGCCUCACGGGAAUCAAGUUAGAGCGUUCGACGCGCGUUAGGUGAUACUAGUUUGUGAGGGCAGCCGGGAGUCGCUGCAGCUGGACCGGAGGCGUCCCAGUUCCAGCCGGCGGGGGUGGUCGUGCGUCAGCGGCCUGUCAGUGCUUGUCACGGCCAUCGACCGACAAAACGGAGCCGGAGAAAAGGGUGGCUGGAGCGACUGCUACAAGGUCGCUAACAGCUUUCGAGGUAAUACACUAACCUAGUGGUCUCGUAAACUACUGAGAGUUACAAUGGGCGAAUACCGCUCCCGGUAAUGUUUAACCUCAUUGUUAGGUAUGACCCUAGACUUUCUUUACGCACCUGAGACCGAUGAGCGUACUUCCGGCUACUUCGCUUGCAUGGGACGAUAAAGCCGUCGCGGAGAAGGAGACACGAUCGCUGGAACAAGUGCUUUAUUAGCCUGACGUUUCGGAUUCUCACUCGAAUCCAUCAUGAGACAGAAGCAGAUUCUGUCUCUGAUGGUGAAUUCGAGUGAGAAUCCGAAAUGUCAAGCUAAUAAAGCACUUGCUCCAGCGAUCGUUUCUCCGCCGCGACUACUUCCUGGAACUCGCUUCUUCGCUUCUCUUAGCGAUCAAGCCGUGUCGGAUGUUACGUCUAAUCCAUUGGCUAUUAUUGGCCGAAUGUCUCACCUUGGUACCGUACGUGUGAUCCAGGGCAACGACGUAGCAAAUACGGAGCCUGCGCGUGAUUCUGUAGUUGAGUUGAUAAGGUUGACAUCUGUUUGCCUUUAACCUGUCAACGAUGGUAAUUCACUUACUGAUGAGAGUGUUGUAAUCGUGGACUACUGUUAGCGCCUCACCGCGCGACCACCUAUGCCAGCGGCGAAGAUUUAGUACCAUAAAUCCAAGCACCACCCACUCAUCUUUUCGGACUGUGUUGAGCCAGAUUUCGAGCUAAUUGCUGGUGAGAUGGUGGUAUCAGACUCAGGACAGUAGGGAGACACCUCUGCUGUCUUUCUUGAAUGUUCUGAGGCAUCCUCACUGUGUUGCCAAAUCGAGGGCUGUUCGGGACGAGUCUGUGUACUUAACCCAUAGCAGCCCAGUCAGGUGACGUGAGCUGGCAACUGGGCCCGCCAGAAUCGAAUAUGAUCCCUGUUUCGGUUCUGCGCAUCUACCGCAUGGUCCGUUCGGGCGCCCGUUCAGGGCACUCCCACCAACGGUGAGAACUCUCCCGACACCCGCAAGUUUUGUCCUGCACACUCGAGGCCAGACCUUUGCGACCGUAGAAGACUGCGAACUGAUGUCUGGCACACAGAUUCAAGCUUCCAGAGGUUGAAGGAAGCAAGUCAGAGAGACCUCUUUUCUUCCUUUUCUUUUCGUCACUAACUCGUGCGUACUUUCCGUGUAGCCUCAGAAACGUCGCCACGUGUCCGCCGAGCCACGCUACCAAUACGUCACUUCGGCCCUUGGCUACGCCAGCCUCUUCCCCCUCCUGCUGCGGAUCCUGCCUCCCGACUCGCCCCGCUUGCCCGCCCUCCUCGACGCCAUGAGUCGCGCGGACCUGCUCUCUUCGCCCCACGGCCUACGCUCCCUGGCAGCCAACUCUCCCUACUACCGACGCCCCAACACUGAGCACGAUCCGCCCUACUGGCGCGGCGCCAUUUGGCUCAAUAUGAACUAUCUGGCUCUACAGUCUCUGCGUUAUUACGCCCGCGAGCCGGGCACCCCCUUCCCCGUGGCACAACGUGCAGAGGACAUCUCACGCAACCUGACUGCCUCCCUCCUCUCCACCGUGCUCGGCGAGUUCAACAGAACGGGAUUUCUGUGGGAACAGUACGACGAUAAGACCGGUUUUGGCCAACGGGCACACCCCUUUAGCGGAUGGACGGCACUCAUUAGUCUCGUUAUGCCCUAUGAUAGUGUUGCAUAA
Messenger RNA from Spirometra erinaceieuropaei, 23881 nucleotides. The record is from the annotation of a GenBank genome assembly. Lineage: Eukaryota; Metazoa; Platyhelminthes; Cestoda; Diphyllobothriidea; Diphyllobothriidae.